AUUUUUUAAUUUUUUAUUCAUGUUGACCAACAAUAGCAUUGCGAUAAGACGGCCUCCACAUCUUGGCUCUGGAUCCUUAGAUCCUCAGAAAUCAUUGCGGACAAGCCCUGGCCACGCAUCACCCUCACCAUGGCAACCACAGUCCUCAUCCUGAUCAUGGCCAUCUUCAAUAUGUUCUUUGUAGAGGACAACCUAACAUCCACAGAUGCUGUUUAUAAUGCAUCAAAUGAGACACUUCUUCAGCCUGAUGGACAUCCCAUAUCUUACCUGGACAAUAACACAUUCUACCUUCCUUAUUUUAUCUAUAGUUGCAUUCUGGGACUGAUUUCCUGCUCAGUGUUUCUGAGGAUCAACUAUGAGCUAAAGAUGCUCAUCAUGCUAACAGCCGUGGUGCUCUACAGCGUCAUCAUACUUCAAACACACGCAUUUCUGCUGGAUGAGUACAAUAAAUUCCUCUACAAAACAGAGAUCCUGGAUAGGCCAGGAGUUCUAAAAGACUUGAAAACUAUGGGCUCUGUGUCUCUCUUUAUAUUCUUCAUCACCCUGCUUGUUCUAGCUAGACAG
Molecule: messenger RNA, 564 nt
Organism: Sinocyclocheilus grahami
Lineage: Eukaryota; Metazoa; Chordata; Actinopteri; Cypriniformes; Cyprinidae
Product: adenylate cyclase type 2-like
Exons: 4
Biological process (GO): adenylate cyclase-inhibiting G protein-coupled receptor signaling pathway; cAMP biosynthetic process; adenylate cyclase-activating G protein-coupled receptor signaling pathway
Cellular component (GO): plasma membrane
Molecular function (GO): adenylate cyclase activity
Source: RefSeq, a predicted model, not a curated record